UCCGUUAACGGUCGCGGCAUGGCGGGCUGGGGGCUGCUGGGCCGGCUGGGGCGCCGGCUGUGGGCGGCGGCGCCGGGGAGGCCGCUGCUGGCGGCGGCGGGGGCUCCCAGCGACAGGGGGCAGCUGGGCGUUGUAGUCAGGCAUGUUAACAAUACGACGUGGUGGCAUGAGCAUCUUUCUGAAGAGAAUGUCGAGUUCCUCAAGAAGAUAACUGCGGAGGAAUACAAGGCUCAGACAGCAAGCAAGCUCUGCCCUCUGAAAGAUGAGCCAUGGCCACUGAAUGAGUGGAAACCAGAUUCCAUCAGAGUUGGUGUUGUUGCAGUGAAACUGGGAAUGAUGCCAAUAUGGACCAAGUCAGGAACAAAACAUGCUGUCACGCUACUUAAGGUGCAAGACUGCCAUGUUUUAAGAUACAUUUCAAAGGAAGAGUCGGGUGCAAAAACAUCUAAGCUACUUGUUGGAGGCAAAAACGCAUCUCCUUUUUUUAAAUCAGAGUCUGCAAUGGAAAUUUUUAAAGAGGCUGGAGUACCACGGAAGCAGAAAGUUUCAAUGUUUAACGUAACAGAUGAUGCCAUAAUUAAACCAGGUACCCCUUUGUAUGCUGCGCACUUCCGCCCAGGACAGUUUGUGGAUGUUACUGCAAAAACAAUUGGUAAAGGAUUUCAAGGUGUCAUGAAAAGGUGGGGAUUUAAAGGUCAGCCUGCAAGCCAUGGCCAGACGAAAACUCACAGACGUCCUGGAGCAAUUUCUACCAAUAAAGCUGCCAAAGUUUAUCGGGGAAAGAAAAUGCCUGGUAAAAUGGGUAACAUCUAUAGGACAUCUUUUGGAUUAAAGGUGUGGAGGAUCAACACAAAACAUAACAUUAUUUAUGUAAAUGGGUCUGUUCCAGGUCACACAAAUUGUCUGGUGAAGGUCAAAGAUAGCAAAUUGCCUACAUACAAGGACUGCAAUAAAAACCCUCCAUUCCCUACAUUUUUUGCUGAUGGAGAUGAAAAACUGCCAGAAGACUUGUAUGAUGAGGAGAUUUUCCAGUUCACGGAUCCAUCUGUCACAUACACAUAAUGUUCUUCACGUCUUUGAAAAAACACAGUUUUGUUAUUUUCACGAACUUUGCAAUGUUGUAUAAGAGUAACCUAUGAAUUGCAGUCUGGCCAACUGACUUGAACACUUCAGAUGUUGUCAUUUUGGUCAUGUAAUAAGAUUUACCACUGUCAAUUUCAAACUUAUAUUUAAAGCAGCAGGUGAGUCUGAGGGGCAUGUUGUAAAGGAUACCAAACAGUUUGUCUACAGAGAUCUUUUGUCCUCUGUCACAGGCUGUGAAAAGUUACAGAUUGCUGAAAAACUGUUGUUUUGAAGAUGGUUCCAUUUAAUUUUUUGAAAGCUACCAAACUUUGUUUCUCUUUUGUAGAAAGUACGCUCGCCAACUCUGAUAAUCAAAAAAACUUUCAAAUCUGCUUUGGCAUCUGGGGGGGUGGAUAAAUCAGAUUCGAGUCCAACUUCAUGAAGAGUAAUCCAAAAUAAAACAGGAAAAGGCAUUGCUUUGUAGCAGCAUUACUUGGUUUUGUUCCCUUCUUUUCACCAGAGCUCUUUUUCUCCUUUUCCUUUGAUGUUGUUUUGAGUUUAAUGGUAACCAGCAAAUUUUCUAGAGGAAAGAUGAUGCCAACCGCUGUCUGUCUCUUCAGAGAGCUCUGGCAGUGAGGGUGGGAAAUGUUCAGUAACAAAGCAGCACGAAGACUGCAGUGGCCACCUGUUUGUCACCUUCGCUGUCAGCUUGUUCUGAACUUCACCGAGGAUCCCUUGCAAGCUCUCUGAAGAAAUAUCUCCAUACCUACAGUUGUCUCUGUAUUGCAUUCCUAUGCUGUUACAGGAGAACUAUUGUAAAGAAAACAGGUCAAAUGUGAAGGAUUUGUCUUUAUGUUGAUGCUUACUUUUCUUCUACCCCACCUUUCAAUAAUAGCUGGAAUCAAUACACUCCUUUUAUUUUUCAUCUUAUGCAA
This is a messenger RNA of Calidris pugnax (ruff), 1997 nucleotides long. RefSeq names its product mitochondrial ribosomal protein L3 (gene MRPL3). NCBI's taxonomy places the organism in Eukaryota, Metazoa, Chordata, Aves, Charadriiformes, Scolopacidae. Gene Ontology annotation, cellular component: ribosome; mitochondrial large ribosomal subunit. The transcript is spliced from 10 exons. Gene Ontology annotation, molecular function: structural constituent of ribosome. The record is from RefSeq and is a predicted model, not a curated record. Bases 19 to 1062 code for a protein of 347 amino acids. Gene Ontology annotation, biological process: translation.